CGCAUCUCACGCAACCCUUCCUUCACCUGAAAUACCCAGACCGAGACGUCUGACGGACCACUCGAUCCUACGGAGAAGAUGCCGGCUCACAUCAUGCUGUCCUACCAGUGGGACGACCAGCCACUGGUGAAGAGGAUACACGACCGGCUGAUAGAGCACGGACUGCCUGUGUGGAUGGACAUCGAGGGAGGAGUGACCGGGAACAUCAACGAUGCGAUGGCUGCGGGCGUGGAGGAGGCGGCGGUCAUCUGUCCCAUCAUGACCCCGGCUUACCAGGCGUCCCGCAACUGCAAGCGGGAGCUGAGCUACGCCGACUCCAGGGAGGUGCUCACCGUGCCCGUCAUGCUGGCCCAGGACUGGGAGGCCAGCGAGUGGCUGGGCCUGGUCACCGCUGGGCUGCUCUGGGUGGACUUCAGAAAUGCAGAAACGGAUGACGAGCAUUUUGAGAGCUGUGUGCAGUCCCUGCAAGCGGAGAUCAUGUACAACGCCGGCCACCUCCUGGUCGUGCCUGAGGUUCCUGAGGAUGUGACUGGUGACGAACCAGAGCCCAGAGAGAGACGGCCUCCGAAGAGGAAGACGGGACGCCGCUUCCUCCACGCUCAGUCUAUGCUCUACAUCCGGGAGUCAGGGGGGGAGACUAUGGACCCGGACAGUGACCUCAGGGGCAAAGUGGAGCUCCAUGAGGAACCAGGAGAGCGUGGCUCCUGGGAAGAGCAGAAGGGGAUCGGCUGUAAAUACUUUCGAAACGUCGCCACCGGCGGAUACCUUGGUAGGUGUGGCUCUUCAACAUGAACAAAUCCAAACAAUGAAACAGUCCAAACUUCCUUGUUUAUUAUGAAUGAACCAAUAUAAACGUGCCAUCGCAAGCCAGGAAGAGGGGAAGAUUAGGUUUCCUCUAUGUACAACUGGCGAUCUGUUGGGACAAUAGAAAACAAGAAAGAAAAAAAA
This is a messenger RNA of Gadus morhua (Atlantic cod), 948 nucleotides long. RefSeq lists its product as uncharacterized. Bases 79 to 792 code for a protein of 237 amino acids. NCBI's taxonomy places the organism in Eukaryota, Metazoa, Chordata, Actinopteri, Gadiformes, Gadidae. The transcript has 4 exons. Gene Ontology annotation, biological process: signal transduction. The record is from RefSeq and is a predicted model, not a curated record.